AUGUCGCCUUUUGGUCCAAACUUUCAAUGGUUUCGCGACUCGCAACGUUGGACCCUUUCUUGCCGUCACACAGAUGGGAAGAAGGGAUGGGGCGAGAGAUUCAAGACACACGACUUCUUGUCAUUUGUCUGCAGAAACCCGGAGACGGUGCACGGUGGGGGCGAAGUGCAGGCUGCCGAGAGUUUUAAUGAUGGUGAGCUCACCCUGCCCACCAAGCCACCCACUGCUGUGCUCAAAUAA
Molecule: messenger RNA, 240 nt
Organism: Pyricularia oryzae 70-15
Lineage: Eukaryota; Fungi; Ascomycota; Sordariomycetes; Magnaporthales; Pyriculariaceae
Exons: 3
Coding region: 1-240 (79 amino acids)
Source: RefSeq, a predicted model, not a curated record